Megachile rotundata (alfalfa leafcutting bee) is the source of this 3718-nucleotide messenger RNA. It is a transcript of the gene kn, whose product is annotated as EBF transcription factor knot. Gene Ontology annotation, biological process: regulation of DNA-templated transcription. The record is from RefSeq and is a predicted model, not a curated record. NCBI's taxonomy places the organism in Eukaryota, Metazoa, Arthropoda, Insecta, Hymenoptera, Megachilidae. Gene Ontology annotation, molecular function: DNA binding; DNA-binding transcription factor activity.
GAAGCAACGCGCGGCUGGGGACCUCGAAGGACCUCUCCUCUGGUUACGAGACACCCUACCGACACUUUCGUGCCGGCGAUAUACGCACCGCACCGACGUUGCCCGUUGCUCAGAUUACCGCUGCUCUACGCGUAUCCACCACGAUUACAUCAUCCCAAGUGGAUCGUUCGAACGUCUCGAAGGAGUCGCGGGUACACGCUGGGGACCACGAUCGAGAAGCCGGUGAAGCGAUCGAACGUCUCGAGAUUCCGGAAAAACUGAGAUCACCCAUUUUUGUCCGGCGUUUCUUGAUCGCGCGUUAACGGAAAUAGCAAGUGAUACCAAGAGUGACGAAAGUUUAGUGAGGACCGUGAGGGACGAGAGACCGUGGACCGGUUUGUAAACAAAACCGAGUGAAUAAACAGUGGUUCAGUGGAACAAACGGCGGAGACGAGAGCAAUCGUGGCGUCGAUCAAUCGUGAGCUCGUGAUCAUCUAGGGGGUCGUACGCGGGACGCGUGUGCGCCGACACGCGGUCGGCCACCAAUUUCAUGGUGUGACAGGGUGACAGGUUGUGCAGAUAUUGAUGCGCAGCCACGAGGCGUCAGCACCACCAAACGACACGAUUGAUGCCUGUUCCUGAAGAAGCGUGACGCUGACGCAGGUGCGUCCUGACCGAGAGGCGAGCAGUCUCUCUCUCGAUCAGCCGCGAAGGGCUCUCGAACGAGCCGAUUAAGGUUCUUUGCGAAGGGUGACAACGAGAAGGUGAAAGCCUGUUGCCCCAGGAGAGUCCGUACGGCCUCACGACGCGGUCCGACGAGUGGAGUGGUCUCCUGCCCAGCUCCACGAUCGUGGGUGCUGGGGGGUCGCCAUGGCUCGGACUUGGCGCUGGGGGUGGCACGGGGGCCACCACCGGGGGCGGAAGCCCCGUAGAACUCGAGGGCCACUGGGGACGUAAACUGUACGGGGCGAGUGUAGCUCCACCACCACCACCCCCUCAUCACCACCCGCGGGCGCCUCUCGUUUUCGCGCCUCAGGACAUGAGGCAGAUACUCAAGGAGGAACCUGUGCCACGUGCUUGGCCACAGCCCGCGCUCGCUGACAACGGAACAGUUGGAGUUGGCAGAGCACACUUCGAGAAACAACCACCAAGUAAUUUGAGAAAAAGUAACUUCUUCCAUUUCGUGAUCGCUCUUUACGAUCGACACGGUCAACCGAUCGAGAUAGAAAGGACCUCCUUCAUGGGUUUCGUCGAAAAAGAUCAGGAAUCCGAGGGCCAAAAAACGAAUAAUGGAAUUCAAUACAGCCUGCAUCUACUCUACUCUAAUGGUGUUAGACAGGUGCAGGAUAUUUACGUGAGACUCAUCGACUCUGCGACGAAACAGGCUAUCAUGUACGAGGGACAAGAUAAAAAUCCUGAGAUGUGCAGGGUCCUUUUGACUCACGAAGUGAUGUGCAGUCGGUGUUGCGAUAAAAAAAGUUGUGGAAACAGAAAUGAAACACCCAGCGAUCCUGUGAUCAUCGACCGAUUCUUCCUCAAGUUCUUCCUCAAGUGCAACCAAAACUGCCUUAAGAAUGCCGGCAAUCCCCGCGAUAUGAGACGCUUCCAGGUGGUCAUUUCCACACAAGUAGGAGUAGAGGGGCCGCUACUCGCAGUCUCGGACAACAUGUUCGUUCACAACAACAGCAAACAUGGUCGUAGAGCGAAACGAUUAGAUCCCAGUGAUCCCGGCGAGUACAACAGUCUAUAUACACCUGUACCUCUCCAAACACCGUGCAUAAAAGCGAUAUCACCAAACGAAGGAUGGACUUCUGGUGGAUCCACGGUGAUAAUUAUCGGCGAAAACUUCUUCGACGGACUUCAAGUAGUUUUUGGAUCGAUGUUGGUAUGGAGCGAGUUAAUCACACCGAACGCAAUCAGGGUGCAAACGCCACCACGACAGAUACCUGGUGUCGUUGAUGUUACACUAUCCUAUAAAACUAAACAGUUUUGUAAAGGAGCACCUGGGAGGUUCGUUUAUGUUUCCUUAAAUGAGCCGACAAUCGACUACGGUUUCCAAAGGUUACAGAAACUUAUUCCUCGACAUCCUGGCGAUCCUGAGAAAUUGCCAAAAGAAAUUAUACUGAAAAGAGCGGCAGAUCUCGCGGAAGCUUUGUACAGUAUGCCCAGAAGCGGAAACGCAGGAAUCACAGGUGCGCCCAGGAGUCCAGGAUCGGGUCACCCACCUGCACCUCCAACUUCCAGUUCGGCGACAGCAUUCAAUUCGUAUACAGGACAGCUCGCAGUGACGGUACAGGAAAAUGGUACUGCCGCAAAAUGGACAGAUGACGGUAGUUCCGUGACGACAGGAGCCGGUGCUGGAGGCGGUGGUGGCGGUGGUGGUAGCGUUGGAGGAAGCGUUGGUGGUAGCACUGAUGCAUAUAGGCAAAGCAGCAGUGCGAGUCCACGUGGGGUCGUAACCGGUGGUGGUUAUUGUGGAAGUUCGGCCAGUACACCUCACAGUCAUAGCACAAAUGGAAGUUACUCGGUGGCCAAUCCGUACACCGGUAGUCCAACUCUUUAUACAUCGCGACUAGGAGAGGUGGUUGGAUCACCGUUCAACAUGAAUCCAUUUAUGUUGCCCACCUGCACCCAAGGAUAUUCAAAUGCCGCCAGUCCGUUGCUCUCGUCAAAUGGGAAAUAGUGUUACGAAAUGUAAGCUCCGACGAAAAUAUCGAGAGUCUGUGUAUUCAUGGAAGCGAAAUCCAUUAUCACGAAGGAUUUUAUGCUCUAAAAUAAUCAUAAUCGUCGUAUUUGUGAUUGACAAUCGCUUUCUUGAAUCGAAAUCGGUCCUCUCGAUCCGCCUUUUUCUUUUUUAGACUACGUACAUACUGCGAAGAAACGUGUUCAGGCGAUUUUCGUCGGAGCUGUUUGGAAGUGUAUCGAAACCAGUGCAAAAAAAAUUUAAUAACGUUUUACGAUUAACUAUGAUCGAAUAAGAUAAGGAAUGAUACAUAUCGAAGCACAUGGCAGUGUUUUCUGUAUCCACUGAUGUAGUCGUUCGAUUGACGCAGAAAGCAAUUAAUCGGCCGUAUGUUAUCUAUUUACGAAGAAUUUAUAAAAAUGAUUUCACUACGAUAUACGAAAGCCUAUGCAGAGUUUAUUUUAACAGGAAAAUGCGUGUUAAUGUUUUGAGGAACAACCGAACGACUAUAAAACGUCUUUUCGUGUCUUUGAUAUUGCUAUUUUUCGCAUAGCUGUCCCAAGACGAAAAGAUCGAUUUUAUCGAUUUUAAUAUCUCCUUUGCCCUACGUUUCCACUCGUAUACGAAAUCGCUAAAAACAGAUCAAACUAGCGGCAAAAAUAUUUUCGAGGUGUCUUUCUUCGAUUUCGUAGCAAGAUGCUUUGAUAAUUUGUCUAAUUACGUAUCUGAGAAUUUUUCAAGAUGCUAAGUAUACGCAGACGGGGAACGUUCACAGGGUGUCGAUCAAUUUUAUAUCAAACGAAGCAGAGAGGCUAAUCGAAAGUUGAGGAAAUCACUAGAGAUGCUACUACCGAUUAUCAAUAAAUUUAUCGGUAACUUAUUAAUACUUAACCCGGUGAGCGUUGAGUUAAUUAAGUUAUUUCAUUAAAGUUAGCUUGGAUUGUUUUGCUGAAUCAAAGCUAAAAAAACAACACAAAUAUCUAAAGAAAUAACUACUUUUACUAAUACAUCUCAGAAAAUUUUAAGAAUAAAAUUCACGAACAAAUAACAAAGUUU